This is a messenger RNA of Cladocopium goreaui, 4795 nucleotides long. The record is from the annotation of a GenBank genome assembly. NCBI's taxonomy places the organism in Eukaryota, Dinophyceae, Suessiales, Symbiodiniaceae.
GUUUUUUGUAGGAAUCAGAUUUCCUGGAAAGCGGGUCAACUUGCUUUUGUCAACGCGUUGUGAUCGAGCGAUGGCAGUGGCACCUAUCUCAGUGGAGGAUGCCCUGAAGUUGGGAAGCACUGACUUGCGCUUCACACUGAAUAGAAACGAUGUGUCCAAUGAUGUGCAGGCUGCCUUCUUUACUAACAAAGUGACGACAGUGCAAAAAUUUUCGUCAUUUUUCCGGUCCGAAGCGGACUUGGUGGAUGUGCUGCGAGACUCCUUUGGGGUUGAUGCGACUGCAGGUUUGGAACAGAGAGCGCAAGUGGCUUCUGUGAUGUGUGCAUGGAAAGAAGCCCAGACGAAGAUGAAACGUCAGGCGGAAGUGGAGGCAGAGAUGGAUACCAGGGAAUGGACCAAACCUAUCCCGACUGGAGACUAUAUAAGUCUACGCAAUGCCUUCAUGGAGAUACAUGGACGUUUGGAGGACAAGGUGACGCCGUCCAAGGAAUUCUUGGAGAAGAAACUGCAGGAGUUGGAGAAUGGCGAGUUCAGGGCUGAGACAUUAGCCGAGGUGGUAUCCAAAGACGAGGUGGAUCCAGACGUCUUGGUUCCAGUUUUUGACUCGAAGGGCAGCUUGACGGUGAAGAAAGGUGCGACGACAGUGGCGUUGCCGUCUGGACCGGAACAGUUGCGUAGGAGACUGUCGGUUAUGCAGAAUGCUUUGAUUAUGCUAGCUUUGAAGCACACCAACAGGGAGGAAAUUCAGGACAUAUCCAAGGAGCUCUUUGACCGUUACAAAGAUUAUAUCUUGGGUGAUUUUUUCUCUGGUUUGUCAGCGACUGAUUUGAAUGGACAACAAAUACAAACUCCACCGUGGAGCCUGGUUUUAUCAUAUGAGCAGGCGAUACGGAAGAAAGCUUAUCAGUUGAUGCUCACUGACAAACUGAAGUUGGGAGCGGCGAUGGAACAGGCUUGGAAGUGUCCAGUGACGAAAGAAAGAUAUUUCAUCACGCCCUUGGCCCUUUACAGCAAGAGAUCUUACCCGCAGCAAGACUGGAACCCCAAAGGAAAGGGGAAGACAAAAGGAAAGGAAGGAAAAGGGAAGGGCAAGAGCUCAACAAAGGGGGCAGCAGUGGCUCCCGAUGGUCAAAAGAUAUGUUUCCGCUUCAAUGCGGGCAAGUGCACUCACAAGGGAUGCAAGUUUGCGCACCUGUGCAACAAGUGUUUCAAGAAAGGCCACAACGCGAUGAAUUGCAAGGAUACAAAGGCACCGGAUACGAGACUUGGAGUGACGGUGCAAGUGGAGAUGGUGGAUAUCCAGGCAGAUACAGAGGGAUUGGCACUUUUUGAGAACCCAGAAGACUUGGGAGCAGUGAAGUCUGGAGAGAACCAGGGCAACAGACCUUCCAGCAUGUGGCAGUGGCUGGACUUUGACAUAUUGUUAAAAAAGGAGGGCAUCACAACAGCGGCUUUUUACCAACAGGAUUUUGGGACAGAGUACCUCAAACCGACAAGACUUUUACUCUGCAAGUUUGGAAAAUUGCCCUCAUUUUUUCUGCAGGGGAAACCAUUUUUUGAUGACCAGGGAUACUACCUGGGACCAUUGCAACAACGAGCAGCGGCGAAACAGCUCAUUGGUUUUUCUGCCGGACACUUUCAGACUACAGGCACAGAGCAGUGGCCAUCAGAAAUGUGCAAAUGGAUUGCUGGAGAGAUAUUGGGAAGUUUUCUGCAAAAAACAUCCCAGGAAGAAACCACCAUUGUCACUGCAACCGAGGGGGCUGGAGACAAACUGGACAAUGUUGUUUUUCCAGUUUCAAAGCCCGAAGGCAGAAAGCUGGUGGGAGGUAUGGGAGAACCGAGAUUCUGUCAUACCCCGGGGAAAUCAAGGGCUUUUCAUGAUGGAGCAGGUUUGGCUUCGAUGGGGCGCUGGGAUGUGGAGAAACGUAUUUGGUCACAGAACAUUUUUUGGAAGAUUCUCAGGGAAAAGACAGUGCAACUGGUAUGUGAGCAUUUGCCUCCAGGGACUAACCUGGACAGGACUUGUUUUGAGAUGGCGGUCAAAGGGGAAGCUGGUUGUUCUUUGGUGAAAAAUGAGGAGCUCAAGCAGUGCUUGCGUAAACUUUGGAUAAGGCUCCUACAGGAGCACGGUUGCGAGGAAGAGCACUUGGACAAGGUUGCUGAGGGGCAACCUUUCUUCUUGCGUCUCAUGCGAGAGUUACUGGUAAAGUGCGAGGACACUGACAGGGAUUUUCUUUUACAAGGAGAAGAGGGGUACCCGGUAGGUAUCUUGAAGCCUUUGCCACGCACACCUCACAUGUACGAGGAGCAGACGGCUUGGAAGUUGGAGGAAGACCCCUUCAUGCAGAGGGAAGUUUGGAGAAACAACUAUGAAUCAGUUCAAGAGCAUGAAGAUUUCGUUAGGGAGCAUUUUGACCAGGAAUGUGCGAAAGGACUUAUGCAGAAGAUGUCGUUGGAAGAGGCCAAGCGUAGAUUUGGGGUCCGCGUUGCAAUCUCUUCAUUGGCAGUGCUGGUGGAGGAUGCGGAGUCAGGUAAAAGGAGAAUCAUCCAUGACGCGACUCAUGGUACAAAACUUAACCACAGGAUCAAGUGCAGAGACAAAACACGCAGUCCUGGGGCGAGGGAAAAACAAUACCUUUUGUCUUACUACAAGGAGCGGAGGAAAGCUUUGGUGAGUCUGGUAGGGGACAUUAGCAAGGCGCACAGGCGCUUCCUUCACGAUCCUGCAGAGCGGGGUCUUUUAGCUUGUAGGGUCAAGGAAACUGAUCCUUUCCUGUACGUCAACAACUGUGGAACCUUUGGAGUGGCCAGUGCGAGUUACUGGUGGGGGAGGAUCUCAGGUGCAGGGAUCCGUCUGGUCCAUGAAUUGUUGGGGCCGGAGCGAGCAGUGGAGCUUUUGAUUUUUGCAGAUGAUUUGGAAGGUUUGGGUGCAGAUUCUUCAGGCAGGCAAGGACUGGUCUUGAGUUUUUUGUACCUGUCUGCGCUGGGUUUUCCUUUCAAGUUAGGAUUGUCACCGCGACGAUCGGCUUGGAUGUGCAAUUGGGUUGGAAGCUUGGCGGCCUCUGGUAAGGUGACGCAGAAAGUAUUUGAGCAGGGGCUGGGGAGACUAGGUUUUUCAGCAUCUGCCUUAUUGUGGGAGCGGCCGUUUUUGGCCCCCUUGUAUAGUUGGAAUGCUGCAGUCCGGGGGAAGCGUGGAACCUUGAGAAUCCCAGCCAUGCUGAGAGCAAUACUUCUUUUCUUAGCGGACAGGAUCAAGGCGGGUGGAGAUCUACACACCCCACCACCGCUGGGGAGACUUGAUGGAGAGCAUCUGUUGUUUUUUACGGAUGCCAAGGCGACAGAACAUUCGGCUUGGAUUGGAGGUUACAGACAAGACAGCCAGGGGAAGAUUGUGGAGUGGUUCUCGGAAGAAGUGGAUAGAGAGUGGGCGCCAUGGAUCUUUUUGAAACGGGAUCCAAAACGGGUCAUUGCUUCACUGGAACUCUUAGCCAGUCUUGUGGCGGUGAAGUUGUGGGCGCCACGAGAAGGGCAAAAGAACACUGCUACAUGUUUUUUGCGAGGGAAGACUGACAACCAGUCAAACACAUAUGCCUUGUCGAAGUGGAUGAGUACAAAAUUUCCUUUGACGUUGCUGAUCAUGGAGUUUUCUGAGACCUUGCGUUUGGGUCGGUGUGAGCUUAGUUUGGAAUGGAUAGCAAGGGAUUUUAACCAGUUAGCAGAUGACCUCACCAACGGCAAGUUUGAAAAGUUUGAGGGGUUCCCGAGAGUCAGAUGGGAUCCAAAGAGAGAGAAAUGGUUGGUCCUGGAGACUUUCUUGAAACAUGCGAGCGACUCCCAUUCUGAACUGAUGAAAGAAAAGCAGACGAAACGAGUGCUCCCAAAGAAGUUGCCAAAAUCAAAAAGACAGUACACGCGCGAUGAAAUGUGCGAAGCGUCCGACCCAGACGAGUGGACGUUGGUGCACUAUGGAGCAGAUUUGUCCGAUGAGAAUGACGAUGUUGAGAGCCAACAAAACUUUUGUUGGAUUCGCUUGUUGGUGAAGGGCGAGUCCAUGGAGUCCAUGUCACUCUUCCCUUUUUGCCAUGAUUUGAUGAUCGUUUCCAUCGUUUUGCAGCUGAUGCUGAUUGCACUGCUGCUACUGUACAGUUUGUGGAGAGCCUUUCUCGAUUGGCGCAAAGGAGUUGUAUUUUCAGCGAUCAAAUGGGAUUUAUCAAUUCGAAUGAUUGUGGAGGACGUGAAGAAACGCUGCCAGGAUGAUACCUUUAUGCUGAAACUCAGGAAAAUUGUUCGGAACGUCGUAUCGCAGAACGAAAUGAUGCGCAUAACUCAAGAGGCCACUCAAGGGCCACAAAUUUUCGCCAUGGAUGCGGAUGAUGAUUCUCCGAGGAGCAGUGAACCGAGUGAUGAGGGCUACGAGGAUGAGUACUGUGGCGGCACUGCCACUCAAGGGCCACAAAUUUUCGCCAUGGAUGCGGAUGAUGAUUCUCCGAGGAGCAGUGAACCGAGUGAUGAGAUCCUCGACAAGUUGCCCACCUUGCAUUUGGGACGCAAUUGCCUCGUGAGCUCCAAAGCCUCAACAGUCGGUGGCAUGUUCGACAACAAGGAGACGGCUGACGCGCCACCUACUUUAUCCUUCCUCGUGUCCAAGCGCAAACCUGAAAUUGAGAACAUGUCCAAGCCCUCGCGGACAGAGGAGCGGCUUGAUGGUUGCUCCGUUCUCGUGCGGCAACUUGUUUUGUCCUUUAUAGAGAUUCUUUCGUCUAUCCUCCAGUACCGCCCUAAACUAUCCUGA